Messenger RNA from Mya arenaria, 695 nucleotides. RefSeq lists its product as uncharacterized. Bases 61 to 567 code for a protein of 168 amino acids. The transcript has 5 exons. The record is from RefSeq and is a predicted model, not a curated record. NCBI's taxonomy places the organism in Eukaryota, Metazoa, Mollusca, Bivalvia, Myida, Myidae.
CAAAUGUAUCGUUGAGAAUCAGCUUGUUGCAUAUAUACAUCACUUGUCGCCCAUAGGAUCAUGGUUCAUUUAACAAGAUACGCUGGCCUGAUUAUUGGCCUCUGCCUUUUACAAAUUAUCCUGGGUCAGAGGAAUUCAAUUGACUUUGGAGUGGGUCGUGGCAGAGGUGGUGGGAUCAGGGGUGAUAUUGACUGGUCCAGGCGUGGUCGUCGUGGAUCAAGAACCAGUAUCGGAGGCAGCUUGGAUUCCAAUGGAAAUUGGGGAAUAAGAGCAGGUUUCUCGUGGAGGUUCCGAAGGGCUUUGGAGGAUUUCGAACGCUUUAACGUCACACUGAUAGCUGAUCCCUGCGAGUUUGACUUCUACGAUCAAGAUAAAGAUGGCAGCAUUUCAAACGUUGAAAUGUGGUCGGUAUUUGGAAACACCACCGAGGCUAACAUGCUCUUCUAUGCUUUCGACAAAGAAACAGUUGACGAUACAAUUAGCAAAGACGAGUUUGUUACUCUUGCUCCGGUCCUAAUUGACGACUGCUUCCAGAAUAGGUUUAAAAGUGCAAGGAGUAGACAAUAGUUGGGGAAUAUUGCACUUAAAUCGAUUGAAUUAUAUUCAGUGACAAUGAUGUUUGCUCUUACCACUUAAUUCGAUCAACUAUCAAUCUGUCACAAUGUUAUUUGUUCUUUACACUUAAAUCGAUUAAA